Molecule: messenger RNA, 1586 nt
Organism: Galendromus occidentalis (western predatory mite)
Lineage: Eukaryota; Metazoa; Arthropoda; Arachnida; Mesostigmata; Phytoseiidae
Product: glycoprotein-N-acetylgalactosamine 3-beta-galactosyltransferase 1
Exons: 7
Coding region: 112-1305 (397 amino acids)
Cellular component (GO): membrane
Molecular function (GO): N-acetylgalactosaminide beta-1,3-galactosyltransferase activity
Source: RefSeq, a predicted model, not a curated record
UCCUUCUCUUCUGAUGGCGGCUCUAUCCACAGAGGGUUUGUGACCACGGUCCUGAGCUGUGUGUUUCAAUCAGCUGCUCGGAAUGCGUUGAAUUCAGUGGCAUCAGACGCGAUGAAGUGCGUGAAGUUCGUCGACGUGGAGCGCGCUCUCGGCGGUCAUCGCCUCCUCCAGCCGAAGAACUUCAUAACGACCCUGUGUGUAGGCAUCUUAUUCGGCUUCGGAACCGCCUAUGUAGCUCUCUGCGUCAUCUCGCUGCGGCCUAUCGGUCCGAUCUCAAAUGCAAUUCUACCGGCCAUGUCCGGAGACAUGGCAACCAGUGUGCCCGCGCGAAGAUCUCUAGUUUUUCCACGCUCUGUAUAUCAGCACAUCAGCGAUCCACACGCCGGAAACUCCCUUCACAUGGAGGAGGACGCUCCGGAAUCACCAGUCAGUCUCCACGACCAUGGAGAUCACGGAGAUAUCGCCAAAGAUCUAGCCAAGAAGGUCCGUCUUCUGUGUUUCGUUCUCACGUCCCCACAGACCCACUGGUCAAAAGCCGCUCACGUGAAAGCAACGUGGGGGAGACGCUGUGAUCAUCUGCUGUUCAUGAGUUCUGUCAAAGACGACAAGCUGCCUUCGAUUGCGCUCCCUAUCGGCCACGAGGACCGAGAGCAUCUGUGGGAGAAAACGAAACUAUCCCUCAGUGAGAUUUACGACAACUAUCGCGACAAAGCGGAGUGGUUUCUCAAAGCGGACGACGACACUUACAUCGUGGUCGAGAAUCUCCGCUAUUUCCUCAGCGGCCAGAACUCGUCUGAUCCCAUUUAUUUCGGACAUCGGUUCCGUCCCUUCGUGCCGCAGGGUUACAUGAGUGGCGGCGCUGGCUACGUGAUGUCAAAGGAAGCACUUAGGAGAUUUGUUGAAGACGGCUUACGGAAUGAAAACACCAAAUGCCGCCGCGAUCACAAAGGAGCUGAGGAUGUUGAGCUGGGAAAGUGUUUCUACGACCUGGGGAUCGCGGCAGGUGAUUCCCGCGACGAAGGAGGUCGCGGGAGAUUUUUCCCUCUCGCGCCCGAAGCUCACAUCAUACCGGGCCACAUGCCGCCAGAUUUCUGGUUCUGGAACUACACCUACUACCCUGCAAAAAAUGGCAUGGAUUGUUGCUCCGACACGGCGAUAUCAUUCCACUAUGUAUCACCGAACAUGAUGUAUAUCAUGGAGUAUUUAUUGUAUCACUUGCGACCUUUCGGCGUCGAUCACUAUAUCGCACCUGUCGAUAAUCCACUGCGAGGUGACCCGAAGGACAGCGUUCAACUCAAAUCGUGAUGAAAGUCAUCGGAAGCAAUUCCGUUUUUCAUGUUGUAAAGCAACAGAAACAUACGUGCAACUAGUCCAAACUUAAAAGCCAACAUCAAACAAUUGUGCUCGCAAGUCAUCGAGUUUCGGGUUCCUCUCGAUUCCCCCCGAAGGGAUGAGAAGAUGCGAGCGAGAGAGACAGUGAAAAUGUCUUUCGGAGAGAAAUGACCAGAGAGUAUUGGUUCUGCUCCUGAACUCGAUUUUCAGUUCGAGAAUCCCUUACGGGAUUCGGGCGGAGGAACGUGGUUCGG